Molecule: messenger RNA, 1236 nt
Organism: Huiozyma naganishii CBS 8797
Lineage: Eukaryota; Fungi; Ascomycota; Saccharomycetes; Saccharomycetales; Saccharomycetaceae
Gene: MRF1
Product: Mrf1p
Exons: 1
Coding region: 1-1236 (411 amino acids)
Biological process (GO): translational termination
Molecular function (GO): translation release factor activity
Source: RefSeq, a predicted model, not a curated record
AUGUGGAUGAUUGCGAGGGGUGGUAAGCUACUUAUCAAGCGGACGAGGGGUGUAAAUUGUGUCCCUGGAGGUCUCGUGCCGCACGGUCGAGUAUUCUAUUCGGUGCUAGUGGGAGAUGAACUGAACCUCAAGCGGCUGCCCAAUUCUCUAGUCACAAAGGCUGAAUCCUAUAGCAAGGAGCUAACAUUACUGGAGGAGUCCCUUUCGAGGGGGGAAACCUUUGAUGAGGACAAACAGAUACGGUACUCGAGAGUGUCCGCCGUGACGGACACGUUAGGCCACUACAGGUCGAUCCUGGGGAACAUUAGAGAGCUGAACGGCAUGAUGGCGACGGACCCGGCUCUGAAGUCCGAAGCAGAGGCUGAACUGAGAGAACUGAUUCCACGGUUCAACGGAUACGCGGAGAGGUUACUCGGCGAGCUUCUUCCACCGCCCGCGUUUUCAGGGAAGCCGUGCCUCAUGGAAUUGCGACCUGGAGUCGGCGGAGUCGAGGCAAUGAACUUCACGCAGGACCUUACGAACAUGUACAUCAAUUACGCACACAAGAAACGGUGGAAGUACCACAUCCUGUCCCAGCAAAGCAACGAAUCCGGGUCCGGGCUCAUCGCAGCCGUUCUCAGCAUCGACGAACCUGGGUCGUACGACCGUCUCCGCUUCGAAUCCGGUGUGCACCGAGUGCAACGGGUUCCGGACACAGAGACCAAGGGCCGGACGCACACUUCUACAGCAGCAGUCGUGGUGCUGCCACAGAUGGGCGAGGAAUCCGCGAAGGAGGUGGACGCCUACGAGCGGACUUUCAAGCCGGGGGAAAUCAGAGUCGACGUCAAGCGCGCAAGCGGGAAGGGUGGCCAGCACGUCAAUACUACGGACUCCGCAGUAAGACUGACGCAUAUCCCCUCUGGGAUCGUCGUCUCGAUGCAAGACGAGCGGUCGCAGCAGAAGAACCGCACCAAGGCGUUCACCCUGCUGAGGUCCCGACUUGCGGAGAAAGAGAGAUCGGAAAAGGAGGCACGCGAGAGGGCCGCCCGCAGGGAACAGGUUACCACGACGAAUAGGUCAGACAAGAUCAGAACGUACAACUACCCGCAGAACAGGCUCACGGACCACCGUUGCGGGUUCACCUUGCAUGAUAUCCCGGGCGUCCUUUCGGGCGAGCGUCUUGACGAGGUUAUCAAUGCAAUGACCCAAUUCAACACCGCGGAGCAAGCCAAGCGACUGCUGAACGACGACAGUUGA